CAGAGUAUAAAAGAAAGGUAUGAGAGAAGGAAUGAAUAGUGUGAACUAAGUGAAGACUGAAUCAGACUCGACGCCGCCCAUUCACACACACACACACACACACACACAGUGACGCCCAGAGAGAAAGGCAGAGAGAGAGGAGAGGAGAGGAUAGAGAGACUGAGUGAGUGGGUGAGAGAGUGAGGAAGGAGAGAGAGAGAGAGAGAGAGAAGUUAGCGCUGUUACCAGAUAUAGGAUACUUUAAGAUAAUAUAUUAAAAAACAAUCAUAUAUAAUAUAUAAUAUAAUAUAAAAAAUAAAGCAUUUUUAAACCUCAGUAAACAGAAACAUAACGGGACUUACACGCUGAAUGCGAGACCAUGACGGCUGCCGUGGAUAUGACGCCAACGUUGACUAUAAUAAAAUCCGAGAAAACAGACGAUCUGGAAUGUGGGGACGUUCCCCUGCUUACUCCAGGGAGCAAAGAGAUGAUGUCGCAGGCCUUGAAAGCAACCUUCAGCGGUUUCACCAAAGAGCAGCAGCGACUCGGCAUCCCUAAAGACCCCCGACAGUGGACAGAAGGCCAUGUGAGAGAAUGGUUGUUGUGGACAGUGAAUGAGUUCACCCUGAAGAACGUGGACUUCCUCAAGUUCUGCAUGAAUGGAGCCAGUCUUUGCGCACUGGGCAAGGAUCGCUUUCUAGACCUGGCACCUGAUUUCGUAGGGGACAUCCUGUGGGAGCAUUUAGAGAUGCUGCAGAAAGAGGAUCCAAAGCAUUUCCCUGUCAACGGCAUCAGCUCAGGUUUCCCGGAAUCUCGCUAUACCUCAGACUACAUUGUCAGUUACGGCAUCGAGCACGCUCAGUGCGUUCCGCCUUCAGAGUACUCAGAGCCGGGCUUCAUUACAGAGUCCUACCAGACCCUUCAUCCGAUCAGCUCGGAAGACCUGCUGUCACUUAAAUACGAGAACGAAUACACCAACGUCAUUCUGCGCGACACGCCGCUCAACCCACUUCAGGGCGACUACUUCCCUAUCAAACAGGAAGUGUCACCUGACAACAUGUGCGUGGGACGAAUCAGCAGAGGGAAACUGGGAGGCCAGGACUCGUUCGAGAGCACCGAGAGCUUCGAGAGCUGCGACCGUCUGACACAGUCAUGGAGCAGUCAGUCGUCGUUCAACAGUCUUCAGCGCGUCCCCUCCUAUGACAGCUUUGACUCAGAGGACUAUCCCACAGCCUUGCAUGGCCACAAGCCCAAAGGCACGUUUAAAGACUACGUCCGCGAGCGCUCUGACCUCAGCAAGGACAAGCCGGUCAUCCCAGCUGCUGCUCUUGCCGGCUACACGGGUAGCGGACCCAUUCAGCUGUGGCAGUUUUUGCUGGAGCUCCUCACAGACAAGUCAUGCCAGUCGUUCAUCAGCUGGACAGGAGACGGCUGGGAGUUCAAACUCUCCGACCCCGACGAGGUGGCACGGAGAUGGGGCAAAAGAAAGAACAAGCCCAAGAUGAAUUACGAAAAGCUGAGCCGUGGUCUGCGCUACUAUUACGACAAGAACAUCAUCCACAAGACAUCAGGCAAGCGCUAUGUCUACCGUUUCGUGUGUGACUUAAAAAGCCUUCUGGGAUACACACCCGAGGAGCUGCACGCCAUGCUGGAUGUCAAACCCGACACAGACGAGUGAAAGACCAGUCCGGGAGCACCGGGGGCCGAAAGACUUUCCUCCCUCAUCCUCACAACAGUGGGUGUUUAUUUUGGGUCCAACCAAGUCAUACCUAGUCAUGGGUCCGCUCUUGUUUUGAGCUCAUGACUGCUUGAUCUUGCUAAAGGACACGUUCCCAACCUUACCAAAGUUCAUAGUCUGUAGCGUGUAUCAUAAUUCAGCUCUGAAGAAAAAACAGUUUGUUUACAGCAGAGCUGCCAUUUAGACCCAGCAGCACCUAAAAACAGACUGCAGUAGAGGGGCGGGACUAGGAAAGAACGAAGGACUGGUUCCUAAAGUGGACAUUGUAUGGAUGGAAAGUUCCGUAAAAAUGUUGCCAAAGUUUGGAACUUUUACAGAAAUACUUAAAUAUUUACUAUUAAGUUACUGUUGCUGUCUUAGAUGGACCACACAAAAAUGAUUAAAGUAUUUUAUUUUUAUUAUUAUUAUUAUUAUUUUUCCUUUGAUGUUUGUGCCAGUAUUACUUUUAUCAUUUGUGAAUGAAGGAUUAAGAAUGCCAAAAUGUUUUUUUUUUUAAUCUUUUUUUUCUUUUCUUUCCUUUCCCCAUAUGUCUAUAGUCAAAGACCCUUUACACACAAGUCACAUAACUGAAAACUCAGCAGGCGAGACCAGAGACUGCUAUUUUACUCAUGCAGUUCAGUUAAAAGAAAAGCCUCUCACUCAAACCGAGAACGGGUGACAGACGCGACCGAAAGUAGCCGUUUUUCUGCUCGGGGGCGGCAAGCUGUGAACACACACCCGCCCUCGGCUUAUGGGCAGGAGUGUUUCGCUUCUAAGCAAGCACAAGUUAGGCAGCUGUGAAGCACGGCCCAUUUUAGAUCUCUUUUGUCUAAUCUCUAACGUUCAGACAAAGGACUCUAAGCAUCUCUUGCCUUAGUUUUAUGUCUCUGUUACCACUGCUGUCGCUCGCCCUCAUGUAUUGUUUUGUCUACGCCGCCUUUUAAGAGCACGUGUGAUGUAAACACGUCUGUAAUCUUCCUGUCUAUCAUGAGACAGAGUGAAGGGUCUGUGAAGUGAAGCACAAUAGAAAUGUCAUUCAACUGAUCUCGUCCCCUUUUUGUGAGCUGAUUGACAGCAGGGAACAGGCUUCCUGAUUAAAUUUAUGUCUUUGUGGAAAUUGUUUCUCAGGAAAAAUACCUGAAUGUAAUAGAGGUCUUAACAAUAAGCUCUGACACAGGAGUUAUUGAUCACUGAAGUGAAGGUUGUGUGAGUGAUUCGAGCAUGGGUAAUAUUGGAUAUGGUUGGAUCGGGAUAAGAAAGUAGGGGUGUAACAGUUUCAGACUGUGGAUCGACAUGUAUGAGCUUCAGAAUAGCAUUAGCACAGAACGAGUGAUGAUUAAUACCGCAACUAAAGUACAUCAUGUGCAGGUAGUAAAUCAGUUUCAGUUACCACUAUAAGUAGGGAAUAAAACGCAACACAGAAUGCUGUUAAUAAUAAUAAUAAUAAUAAUAAUAAUACAUGUUGGGGUGGCGUAAUGUGGCCUGACGCAAAGCAUUAUUUUUCCAAUAGCUGUAUGUCUUGAAGUGUUUUAUUCCUCUUAUAAUGCAGUUCUGCGAUCUUUUCAUUAAUUAAAGAAGACACUUACCUUGUUAGCCAUUUACAGUUAAUGUUGUGAAACAUGUGCAACAAAUUAUUUCUGCUUUCAUUUACAUUACAGGACCCACAUUCACUCCCCCACCAGCCUUUUCUUUUCUUUUUUUCCACAAGACAAAAACAAGGACAAAGUUCUCCAAAAUGUCCUUCUCUGACUCCUUUAAAGCACUGAUACUAGAGACUCCUUCCAGGAACCACGAACAAACUUCCCUUAAUCAGAAAUGUCACAAUGUUAUGUUUUAAUCAUCAAGAGAUAAUCACAAGUUUCACAGACACACCAGAACGAGCAGGUUUAUAUAAUCUAAUAUAUCAGAGCAUCUGAUAUACAGAAACAUCUUCCGACCAAUCGGAAUCAUACAGUCGGCAACGUUGGCAUAUAAUACUUGUUAGCAGUGUGACUCUGGUUCCUGUUGCCUUUUCAUUUGUGGUUUGUGUUGUACAGAACGCGCAGGCAAAAAAAAAAAAAAGUCCAAGUUAAGACGUGUCAUCAACACGAUGUUAUUGUUUACAGUGGUGUUCUUGCCGCCUCGAUGGGUUUCAUUUUGGAACCGUCUGUUUGUACAGAUUGUGUUUCCAAUCGAUUUUUUACGCGACCCAGAAUGAACAUAUAGGCCACUGUUGAAACAGGAAUAACACGAAAAU
This is a messenger RNA of Clarias gariepinus (North African catfish), 3932 nucleotides long. RefSeq names its product v-ets avian erythroblastosis virus E26 oncogene homolog 1 (gene ets1). Gene Ontology annotation, cellular component: nucleus. Gene Ontology annotation, biological process: regulation of transcription by RNA polymerase II; cell differentiation. The record is from RefSeq and is a predicted model, not a curated record. Lineage: Eukaryota; Metazoa; Chordata; Actinopteri; Siluriformes; Clariidae. The transcript is spliced from 8 exons. The coding region runs from base 359 to 1657 and encodes 432 amino acids. Gene Ontology annotation, molecular function: sequence-specific DNA binding; DNA-binding transcription factor activity, RNA polymerase II-specific.